Messenger RNA from Leucoraja erinaceus (little skate), 4628 nucleotides. It is a transcript of the gene cdhr2, whose product is annotated as cadherin related family member 2. Gene Ontology annotation, molecular function: cadherin binding; calcium ion binding. The transcript is spliced from 29 exons. Gene Ontology annotation, biological process: homophilic cell-cell adhesion. Gene Ontology annotation, cellular component: plasma membrane; catenin complex. The record is from RefSeq and is a predicted model, not a curated record. NCBI's taxonomy places the organism in Eukaryota, Metazoa, Chordata, Chondrichthyes, Rajiformes, Rajidae. Bases 232 to 3879 code for a protein of 1215 amino acids.
AAUAACAAUUAAUGGUUACUGUAAUUUUAUUUAAUUAUUCCAGGUGAAGAAGCGUAUAAAUUAUAUGCAACUGAUGCAGAUGGCGACACACUGACCUAUUCUAUUUCCGGAGCAGAUGCAGGAUAUUUCCAAGUAGAUAUAAACACUGGCAUUGUCACAGUAAAAGUCGCUUUGGAUCGCGAGGCCAAUGACAUUUUGAAUGUUGAGAUUGGUGCGAAUGAUGGAAAUGGUAUGCGUACUCAGAAACAAACUAUCAUUAUUAUGGAUGCCAAUGAUGUACCACCCAUUUUUAUAAACGCUCCAUACACAAUAACUAUUUUUGAGAAUGAAACUGAAGGAACAAUAUUAUUUAAUGCCUUUGCAGAGGAUUAUGAUCAAGGGCCUGCUGGAGAAAUAAAUUAUAACAUUCUGGAAGUUCUGCCAGAUGACCCAUAUCUUUUUAAAAUUCAGCAGAAUGGAAGUGUUAUUUUGAACGGUACACUGAGUUACACUGAGAAAAGCAGGUUCUAUCAGUUAACGCUCGAAGCUUCAGACAGUGGUGGAAAGUAUCAUGGAAAAGAUGUUGUUCAGAAAUCCUCUGCAUUUGCACUUAUUAAUAUUGAAGAUGUUCCUGACAUGAACCCCAAAUUUCAGAACACCCCUUAUCAAGCCACGAUCCCUGAGAAUUCCAAAGUGGGAACGCCAGUAUUUCGAGUUUUGGCCAUAGAUGGUGAUCUGGGAAUUAAGGACAAAAUUACAUACACCAUUCAAAGUUCAAAACCUCCAGAAUUAUUUGAAAUUGGUCUUCUGAAUGGUGAGAUACGUGUAAAGGGCGAUCUGGACAGAGAGAAUCUUUUUGACUUUAAUUCAGUCGUUGAACUGCAAGUUACUGCUGAAGAAAUGCACCUCAACAUCAAUGGAAUGGUGGCCUCUGCGAAUACAAGUGUAUCCAUCACAGUAACCGAUAUCAAUGACAACACACCUUCCUUCUAUAACUGUAGAAUUAACGCCUGUAAUUUUAACACGAGUUCAGAAGUCAGAUCAUUUACCACAUCACUUCCUGAACACGCCCCCCAAGGGGCACCAAUAGAAAACUUAACAAUAGUGGCCCAUGAUCCCGAUGAGGGUCUGAAUGGAAUAUUCAUGCUGCACUUGGAAGGACCAUAUGCACCUGCUUUUACUGUCUCUCCAAGAAAAAUAAAAAAUGAAGGAAUGGUGCAAAUAAUUGUGAGAGACUCAUCAGUCAUUGAUUAUGAGCAACUGAAAGUUAUACAUAUUUACAUUGUUGCAAAUGAUACAACAAAUCCUAACUGUUGCUCCAGAGCUUUUGUGACAAUCAACAUUUUGGACAUGAAUGAUAAUAGUCCAAAGUUCACAGACGAGAGAUAUGUGUUAACCGUGAAAGAACAUGCAAGUAUUGGAACUAUUAUCGGAACUGUUACGGCCACUGAUCCUGAUGAGGGCAUCUUUGGUGAAAUUACAUACAGCCUGUUACCAUUGAGCAUAUAUGAAUUUAAAGUCAACAGUAGUACAGGUGUGAUCACAGUUGGGAACAACACAGCGAUUGAUAGAGAGAGACGUCCCAUUUAUUAUGUGACCCUUCAAGCAACCGAUGGUGAGAAUCGUGCAGAUACUACUAUGAUUGAAAUUGUUCUGGAAGAUAUAAAUGAUUUCUCUCCGGAAAUAGCAAGAGAUUCCUACAGUGCAUUCAUCACAGAAGACAAAAUAAACGAAUUAAACAUUAAAAUUGAGGCUUUUGACAAUGAUGAGGAAGGUACCAAUAACAGCAAAGUGCGUUAUGCAAUAAUUGGUGGUGACUACCAACAAAAUUUCACUAUUGAUCCUUACACUGGCAUUCUUAAUUCGAUUGGAGUUAUUGAUCGAGAAGACAUAAACCCUUCAUGUAAUGGAAAAAUCACUCUAAUUGUGGAAGCUCGUGAUUUAGGUGUUCCAUCUCUUUCAACAAAUGUUAGCGUUGUUAUCAAUAUAGAGGAUAUAAAUGACAAUUCACCUGUAUUUGCUAAGUCUGUCUACUAUGCCUCUGUAAUGGAGAACACAUUAGGAGCCUUUGUGGCACUGGUUAGAGCCAGGGACAAUGAUGCUACAGAAAUCAACAACCGGGUGAUAUACCAAAUUGAAAACGGCAGCAGAGGAGCCUUCUUAAUAAGAACGAUCUUAAUCAAUAAUACUGACCCUAAACAAUACGCUGGAAAUAUUACCGUUGAUCCAACAUUUGCACUGGACUACGACAAAGGACCGAAAAUUUACAUUUUAGGGAUCAUUGCCUCGGAUUUGGGAGUCCCACCCAAAUCAGCCUAUACAAAUGUCCAUGUGACUGUAUUGGAUAUGAAUGAUGAACCUCCUGUGCUAGAUCAAAUUUCAAUGAGGGACCUGGAUGUCAUGGAAAAUUAUACCAUGGUUGGAAUAGUGAGAGACAUUACUGCCAGUGAUGUUGAUACCAAUCACUCACUGAUUUAUCGAGUGGUUUCAGUGGGCUGUAAGAAACGCAAUAUCGCUGAUAAGUUACCCGAUCCGCCAUGCCAGUAUUGGUUUGGGCUCUAUAACAAUGGCUCACUCUAUGUCAACAAAUCUUCAGUUAUUGAUUACGAGGAAUAUGAUGAAGUGCUCAUUACAAUUCGUGUUAUUGACCUUUACACUGAAAAGAAUAAUCAAUAUACUGAUGGUACACUUACCAUCAACAUUGUGGAUGCGAAUGACAACCCACCUGUGUUUCUUGCCUUUAAAAGCAAGUCUGUUAUCGUGGCCGAAUUAGCAACAAUUUCUGCUGAAGUAACAACAGUUCAGGCAGCUGACAAUGAUACUGGAAAAAAUGGCGAAAUUAAUUUUGUUGUAACCCAUGUUCUAUUCAUUUAUUCGGAUGGCCGACCAAGCAUUGUAUUGCCAGAUGUAUUUGAAGCAUCGAGAGCGACCCUCAUUGGUGAUGAAUACACAGCAACUAUCAGAAUUAAAUCCUCACUGGACAAAACAUUAAAGGGUCAAUAUAAUGUAACCAUAAAAGCAAAGGAUAAAGGAGAUCCCAGCUUAGAUGCAACAAAUUACUUAGAUUUAAUUACAGUGGACGAGACUUUCAAGGCACGAUUAGAAUUUCAGGUGACAACUGAGGACGUUCAAAGAAAUUUGAAUAACAUAGCCAUUAUUCUUCGCAAAGCUACACAGUCAGAUCCACGUGUGGUAAGCAUAACUGGUGUUGGCAAUGGACGUGUUCAAUCAUUAACCAGAAAUGUAGCCAGAUCCAUUAUGGAGGUUUACUUCAUAUAUAACAACGGAACAGCUAUAGCACCCAACAACCUUAACGGCAUUCUCCAACAUGAUCCAGAGUCUGUAAAUGAAUUGAUAGAGCUUGGUCUUCUGAAUAUUAAAGAAACAACCAAACCCAUUAAUGGUGAAAGUCUACUCAUUGUUAUCAUUGGCGGAUUGAUAGCAGGUUUCGUUAUUGUAUUAGCCAUCAUGAUAACCCUUCUGUUCUGUGUUCGCAAAAGUUACAAAAGAAAAUUAAAAUCAGCAACUGCAAUGAACACAGCUAAAACAAUUUCCUUUGAUGCACUACAGAGUGGACCUGUAGUUCCUGGCACAAAUAAAUACACCAUGGAAGGUGCAAAUCCAGUUUGGAACACCAAUUUUGACACUUCAACAGACCUCAAUUUUGAAGACAUUACUUCAGAUCAAGCAAGCAUUAAUUCGCUAGAUGUGAAUUUGGUAGAUAUGAUGAUAGAAAAACCUCAAGUGAAACCAAAUGCAUCAAUGAUGACUGAGAAGACAAUGGGCAUUCACACAAAUGAAAAUGCCAGAGUUUUGAACUUCGCACCAGAUAUAGAGAAAGAAAGAGAUGGCUGGAAAAGAGGAGUUGACAAUCUCACCACCUUGAGCACUGAUAUUUGAGCAUCAGAUCAGGGGAUUUUUGUCUCUAGCAUUUGUUAAAUUUUGAAAUUUGCACAUAAAAUCUAUUAUCAAAAGAAAUGUGUUGAUAAUAGUUAGUGUUGCCUUUGUCAAGUGGAAAGAGCUUUCUCAAAUAAUGCGGUUUUGUGAAAAUCAUUAACAUGUCAUUCUCACACAUGUAUUUGUUAUAUUUGUCUUGACAUAAUUUUAUUAAUAAAUUAGCAUGUUUAUCUAAUGUUAUUAAUUCCCUCAAUGCCCAGUAAACAAUUGAGAUUGUGGUUAAAUUGUAAGAUAGCAGCAUUUCAUUAAUGAGGCCUAAUAAUAGGACAUCGUUACAACCAUUGUGAUUAAUUAAGAAGGACCUUAAUCAUCAUCUGUUCUUCUUGUGGCGAUAAAAUCUGUAGUUCGUUUUCUGGUGUUCAUUCUGGUUUAUCUACAUACACAUGCUUGACAGUCUGGCUCCAAGUCUUGGUCACUCAUUAUAUCAAUACUUGUUAACAGUAAUUUCUAACAUAUUACUAUAGGGAAAAUUCUUAGCAGUUUGAGUGAAAAAUACAAGAGCAUUUGGUUGUGCAAUGUUUUCAAAUAGAGCAAACAUAAAAUAUCAAGUCUUAAAAUCAAAGUCCGUAAAGUUUUGUCACAGAAGGAAAGAUGAAUAUAGUUGACUAUGUUGUAAUUAAAAAAUAUUUUGUGUAUGAUAUCCUACUUUUUACCCAAAGUAAUAAAUCAUGUUUUAUCAGUUGUUCUCUUUU